AUGGUAGACACAGCAGGCAUGUUGGCUGAACAGCAGGUGAAAGCUCACUUCUCAAAUGUAAUGGUAUACACUGGAACCUCCAUUUCUCAUUUGUUUCUUUGUCAGGUAAAAGGACCAGGAAUUGGGCUGCUUGGGAUUUCCAAAGGGGGAGAACUUGGCCUUGCUAUGGCCUCCUUCCUGAAGGGCGUCAAAGCUGCCGUGAUCAUCAAUGGCUCUGUGGCUGCUGUUGGGAACACCAUCUACUACAAGGAUGAGACCAUCCCCCCUGUGACUAUCCUGAGAAAUCGCGUCAAAAUGACCAAAGAUGGUGUCCUGGAUGUUGUGGAUGCUCUGGAGAGCCCUUUGGUAGAGGAGAAGAGCUUCAUCCCCGUGGAGAGGUCUGACACGACCUUCCUGUUCCUAGUAGGGCAGGAUGACCACAACUGGAAGAGCGAGUUCUAUGCGGAUGAGAUCUCUAAACGCUUGCAGGCCCACGGGAAGGAGAAGCCCCAGGUCAUCUGCUACCCGGAAGCUGGCCAUUACCUUGAGCCCCCUUAUUUCCCACUGUUCAACGCUGGCAUGCACCAGCUGGUGGGCACGAACAUCCUCUUUGGAGGGGAGCCUAAGCCCCACGCCAUGGCCCAGGUGGACGCAUGGCAGCAGCUGCAGACUUUCUUCCACAAACAGUUGGGUAGUAAGAGUUAGGGGGCCUCCUAACAUGCAACCCCUCAUCUGCUGGUUUUGGAGAACCUCAAAUACAGUAUCAGAAUGUCAGUUCAGGUUAGUUUAUCUGAACAUAUUCUAAUUCUUCUAAGUCUUUCUUUCUUUCUUUCAAGCCUUUUUUGUUUUGUUUUGUUUUUUGAGACAGAGUUUCUCUGUGUAGCCCAGGCUGGCCUCGAACCCACGUAGAUCUGCCUGCCACUGUCUCCCAUGUGCUGGGACUAAAGUAAAGUUGGGUACCACCAGACCCAGCUUAAGUUCUUCUUCUUUUUUUAAUAUAAUAAAAUAAGUGCCUGUAAAGGACUGAGGAGAGAACUUAGUGGUAACAGAUUUGUCCUUCUUUCAUGGUGCCCUGAGUUCACUUCCCACUGCCGUAAGACAACAAGGAAAUUAAGACUUUGCUGUAAAAAUAGUGCCUAUUGAGCUGGUGAGAUCACACAGUGAGUAAGUGUGCUUUCUGCCAACCCUGACAACUUGGGAUUUUUCCCCUCCUCAGGAUCCACAUGGUGGAAGGACAGAUCCAACUCUGACAAGUUGUACACAUACAGACACACACACACAAAUACAAUGUAAUUUAAAAAUAGUGCCUAUCUAAAAAAGAGUUAUUUUAUAUCCUGAAUCAAAAUGUAUAAUUAUAAACAUUCUUAUUAAAAUAAAAAUUAAAUAAUUAUAGACAAAA
Molecule: messenger RNA, 1378 nt
Organism: Psammomys obesus (fat sand rat)
Lineage: Eukaryota; Metazoa; Chordata; Mammalia; Rodentia; Muridae
Product: acyl-coenzyme A thioesterase 1-like
Exons: 2
Coding region: 1-684 (227 amino acids)
Biological process (GO): fatty acid metabolic process; acyl-CoA metabolic process
Molecular function (GO): fatty acyl-CoA hydrolase activity
Source: RefSeq, a predicted model, not a curated record